Molecule: messenger RNA, 2162 nt
Organism: Vollenhovia emeryi
Lineage: Eukaryota; Metazoa; Arthropoda; Insecta; Hymenoptera; Formicidae
Exons: 2
Coding region: 1268-1684 (138 amino acids)
Source: RefSeq, a predicted model, not a curated record
CACAGACUUCAUGUGAAGGUUCCAGCAUCAUAUUUGUGAAUGAGUCUUUAGUAGACCAUAUAUAUUCUAUAGAUAAAAUUCAACAGUCUGUUGAAAGAAAUCUGUUAUCUACACAUUCAUCUGCAUCUAACUGUAAUAGUAAUACUCCAAAUGAAAGAGUUGUAUCUCCAUAUACAUAUAUCCCCAUCAUCAUCUGAAUGUACAAUGGAUGUUAUACAUUCAGAACCACUUGCUUUUAAAAACCGACAAAAUUUUUCCCUUACAUCUAGUUCCCUUUCACCAUCUUCAAAUUCAACUUCUACGAUUAAAGAUAAAAAGCAAGCAGACGAAGACGUUUUUGCAAAGCGUGGUGGUGGUAGGAAACACGGGAGAGCAACUAUUAUGGAGGAAACAGUAGAAGCAUUAAAAAAAAUAAGUAAUGAAAAAUGCCACAGGUUUUGCAAUCACCACCUCGAACUUCUAAAACUGCUGAUGCUUGUGAAUAUUUGGGUUUAUUUAUUGCUGCUCGAUUGAGGGAAAUGGAACCAAAUAAACGUUUUCGUUGUGAAACAGAAAUAAUGAAAAUUCUCACUAAUUACGACUAUUGAAAAACGAGAGAACACCUAAAGUGAUUAUUUUAUUUUUAAUUAAGGUGAAUGUCCCGAUUAGUGACAGUGUCCCAAUUUAUGACAAUCAUAUCUCUUUGUCUCGAUAAAUUAAUUAAUACACAUCCAUGUCUAUUAUAAAUAUGUGUUGGUAUUUCAAAUCAUAUACAUAAAUCUAUUACAACAAAGUUUGAAUAAAAUUAAACGCUUUUGUGAACGCUAAAAUUAUAAUCGGUCAAGCAUUCUGCCAACGACGGCAAUUCAAGUAGUUAGUCAUUGACAUGUUACAAGGCGAGGUUACUAUUGACGAUCCUCUUCUCGAUUGAUUCAACUUAUAUUAGGCUGAAAUUUUAUUUAGUGACAUGACAACUCAAAGACUAAGAAAAGAAUAUUCAGAUGACGACCUCGAAAAAGCUCUUGCUGCUGUCCGUUCUGGAAAACUAUCAGCAGUAUAAGUAAAGCCAUGGGCAUACCUAGAACUACACUUUUAUAUAAGUACAAAGGAAAAUUGCCAAUUGGAAAAAAUGUAGGUCCAACACCAUUUCUAACUACAGACGAAGAAGCUUAACUUGUGAAAUGGAUGAUGCAUCUUAGUCAGCGAGGUUUUCCUGUUACAAAAAGUCAAUUAAUUAAUAGCGUGCAAUUAUUAAUAAAACAGCUGGCACGAAAUACACCAUUAAAGAAUGGACGACCUGGACACCAUUGCGAUGGCCUGGGAUCUUUUGACAAGAUCCGAAAAAUCUCAGGCGUGUUGGUUAAAUGCUAACCAUCACGGACUACAAUGGUGGGAUGGAGGCAUUCUAUACAUCCGCGCCAAGGACAUCAUACGGCGAGCCAUAUGUGAUGGGUUGGAAAACGACGCAACGAUCUAUGUGAAAGGACUUGACGAGAUGAAUUGGCUCAAGGAAUUACUUGGCAUCCCCAUUCGCAAUGUCAAGUCCAUAGACGUGGAUAUUGAGGACAUCGACCGUUUACAGAAUUUGACCGCGGUUGAUUCGUUGCGGUGCAGACGUCACGUCAAUCAUUGCGCAAUAUCAAACGUAUUCAAAUUGCGCGAUUGGUGGGUUCAGCGAACAGCAGCUCUCGAUUUGCUGAUUUAAAUAUCAUAUGUGGUGGACGAUCUACAUCAAGGACUUGAGGAGAAUCUCAACAUCGACCGUGUGACCGCGGCUGAUCCGAUGCAAAGAGAGAGAUGCAGACGCCACAUCGAUAAUUAUACUUACACCUUUACAUACAUGUUUAAACGAUUGCAAAAUAUAUACUUGUAGUAUUAGUCACAUUUUUUAUUUAUUGCGAAUCUUUUCUCUUCCCAAUAGAAUGUUACUCAUCACUUCGGGUGUUAUAAUAUGUUAGAGCAGGAUGGUGUGAACGGGCCGGGAAAAAUAGUUUAUCACGUAUCUUUUAGUACGAAACAAUUUAUUAUAACCGAUACCUGAACACGAGUCGAUACUUCGCGUGCUUAACUAGUGGACAUGUGCCUUAGUACUGAUUCGCCCAGCAUGGUACGACACUCGGUGUCGCUUCGCGGAACGAAAACUGCCGAAGUUUCUCGAGUCGCGCUCGACUCGUUAUACUGUA